AUGAGAGCGUGGCAGGUGGCCCAGCAAACAAUGCCGUCUCACCACAAAGAGCUCGUGCCUCAGCUGGCCUGGAUGGAGGUCGAUAAAACCACGGAGGAGAAGAAAAGAGUUCAAACGCUGAACAGAAACCUUUCAGUUGUGAGUCCGGAGGUCAGCUUGAAGCAGACACCCUUCGAGAGAGCCGUCUAUGACCUCGGACACAAGGAGAAGCUUGUCGAUGACAUCACCUUCGGCAAACGGAUUGGCUUUUAUGAGCUUCGCGGAGAAAUAGGCAGCGGAAACUUUUCCCAAGUCAAACUUGGCAUUCACGACCUGACCAAAGAAAGGGUUGCUGUUAAGAUCCUGGAUAAGCUGCGUUUGGACAAGCGCUCACAGAGGUUGUUCUUGUCUGAGAUACGCUGCAUGGAGAGACUGUCUCACCCCAACAUUGUGCGUCUGUAUGAGGUGGUCGAGACGUUUCGCAGGCUCCAUCUGGUGAUGGAGUACGCGCCUGGAGGAGAGCUGUACUCCAGGAUCGCCACCAGAGGACGCCUGUCUGAUCUGGAGAGUAAACUGGUCUUCUCUCAGAUACUGUCUGCUGUCAAACACAUGCAUGACAACAACAUCAUCCACCGGGACCUGAAGGCUGAAAACGUCUUCUACACCACCACAUACUGCAUCAAGGUGGGCGACUUCGGUUUCAGUGCUGAAUGCAAACCCACCGACAUCCUCACCACCUUCUGCGGCUCUCCGCCCUACGCCGCCCCCGAACUCUUCCGGGACAAGGGUUACAUCGGACCGCUGGUGGACAUUUGGGCUCUUGGCGUCCUGCUGUACUUCAUGGUGACGGCCACGUUCCCCUUUAACGGCUCGAAUCUGAGACGACUGCGCUUCUGCAUCCUGAGAGGAUCCUACGCCAUUCCUGCAUACGUACCUGACGUUUGUCAGUACGUGAUUAAGGGCACGUUGAGUCUGGUUCCCGCUGACCGCAUAUCCCUGGCGCAGAUCAUGUCCAGCGCAUGGUUGAGGGGAAUCGAGUAUCCUCAGCCGUACACACCUGCUCCUCCCACACCUGCGCACCUGGCCGAUGCUUCACGGACGCUUUCUGUUGAAGAGCGCUCGGUCAAACUCGCACUCGAGGAGCUGGGAAUCACAGAGAUUCACCUCAGGAACAAUGCGGUGCUGGACUCCCGAAGCCCGCUCACCGGUAUCUACCGGAUUGUUCUAAACCAAAUCCAGAGGAGCAGAUCUGUAGAGUCGGCGGGAUGCACUGCUCUCUGUCCCGCCAACACCCGUCCCGGCAGGAGGUGCUGGUCUCAUCCUACGACCGUCCAAAGGAAACAAGAGCACUCCGCCGUGUGUGCCAUAUUAUAGACAACAUUAAGAAAUACAGAGAGAGAUGUGAUUGACUGGAUGGGUAUUUCUAUAAAAUGAGGGUCUUUUCUACUUUUUUGAGGUAUUUAAAGGGAUAGUUAAGUCAAAAAUUAAAAAUUUGUCAUCUUUUACUCACAUUCAAGUUGUUCCAGACAUGGGUUGAUUUAAUUACCAAGAAGACAAUUUAUAGAUUUAAGAUAUUUUGAAGAAUGUUAGUGACCAAACAGUUGCCAUUGACUUCCACAGUAUUUUUUCCCCAGUGGCCAGCAUUUGGUUACUAACAUUGUUUAUCUUCUUUUGUUCUCAACAGAGUUGGUAACAACUUGAAGGUGAGUAAAUGGUCAUUGAAUUUUCAUUUAAUGCAUUUAGGUGUUCAUAAGUUGUAUGGCAAGCUUAAAUAAUGCAUUUUUAGUAAGUGUCAAGAUAUAAUAACAGCAUUGACUGACAGACGAUUAAGUUUUACCAUUUAAUUUAUAUAUAUAUAUAUAUAUAAAACAUUCUGCAGAUGAUAUUCAGUGCUCACACACUUUCAUUUUCUAUAACGUGCAGUAAAUGAUUAAACUGUUUGCACUACAAACCAGUGUGUUCAUAAUUAAGAUAAUAUAUUAAAAUAAUAUGGUGAGACACACUAAUUUGCAAUAUCAAAAAGCAAAAUGUGCUGUUUUGUACAGCUAAAAUAGCUGGACGUGCAUGAGAUCAAAAGCUGGACCCAUAUAAUUAACAAAUGGACGACCACGACUAAUGCAGAUAAAGGUUUUUAAGGUUUUGAGCUAUUUAUUGUGUUUAAGUGUUCAUAAAUAGCAAGCUUAAUUAAUACAUUUUAAUAAGCACAGACAUUUUACAAGCCUUAUGCUACAAAUAUUCACUUUUUCAAUUAUCAGUAAUUUACUGUUAAAGUUCAGCAUUUGAUUAAUAAUUAUUCUUAAAUAUUCCAUAAUUCUUACUACCUUAACAUUUAUGGGAUAUUUAAUCACUUGAAAAAGGGGAAAAUAUAAUGCAUUGUUUAUUUUUUUAUUAAAACAAUGCAUAUAUUAUCUAUUAAUAUGUCAGGUAAU
Messenger RNA from Labeo rohita (rohu), 2408 nucleotides. RefSeq names its product serine/threonine-protein kinase NIM1. Gene Ontology annotation, biological process: microtubule cytoskeleton organization; intracellular signal transduction; protein phosphorylation. Gene Ontology annotation, cellular component: cytoplasm. Gene Ontology annotation, molecular function: tau-protein kinase activity; ATP binding; protein serine/threonine kinase activity. The record is from RefSeq and is a predicted model, not a curated record. The coding region runs from base 1 to 1353 and encodes 450 amino acids. The transcript has 4 exons. NCBI's taxonomy places the organism in Eukaryota, Metazoa, Chordata, Actinopteri, Cypriniformes, Cyprinidae.